Molecule: messenger RNA, 1883 nt
Organism: Aedes aegypti (yellow fever mosquito)
Lineage: Eukaryota; Metazoa; Arthropoda; Insecta; Diptera; Culicidae
Product: pickpocket protein 28
Exons: 2
Coding region: 6-1658 (550 amino acids)
Biological process (GO): sodium ion transmembrane transport
Cellular component (GO): membrane
Molecular function (GO): ligand-gated sodium channel activity
Source: RefSeq, a predicted model, not a curated record
GAGAAAUGGAACGCUCCAAGGUGCAGUUGGCUUCUGCCGGAGCGAAGGAUUUGUUCCUGGAGUACUGUAGUAAUAGUUCGGUGCACGGAGUUCGGUAUUUCGGAUGUCGCGAAAGGUCGAUUUGUGAAAAGUUUUGGUGGGUUGUGGUGUUUGUCUUAUCGGUGGGAAGCUGUGCGAUGUUGAUCCUGAAAACGUACCAAAAGUGGGAUCAAACACCGGUGAUUGUAAGUUUCAACGAAAAAUCUACCCCGGUUUGGCAGAUUCCGUUCCCGGCGGUGACAAUCUGUCCUCAAACCAAGGUUAAGAGUGAGAUUUUAAACUUUUCCCGAGAUUACGACGAGUUUACAUCCAUGGAUGGCGAUGAACUGGAAGGCUUCAACAGAACCGAUUACCUGUUGACGAUGAUGCAGCUUUGCGAGAGGACGUUCUACGCCAUCGUGUUAUACGGAGGAGACUCCCUACCAAACAAAACCAGUAGUAAAAGCUACGCUUCCAUUGUCCGAGAAAUGUCCCUGCCGAUGUACGAAAUGAUGGAGUUCUGUGUGAUUCGCAGCGAAGUGCAAUUUUGCCGGGACAUAUUCAGCCACACCAUGACCGAAGAGGGCAUCUGCGUCAGCUUCAAUCUUCUUGCCGCCUCUGAACUACUUCGCACCGAAGUCAUCCAGUCAAUCGAUCCGUAUUUGUCUGGUAAACGGAAAUCCCCUCAUUGGUCUCUCGAGCACGGAUACUCUCCGGAAGCAACGCUCAACUCAUACCCCUAUCGAACUCUCGGCCCAGGCUAUUCAGCGGGACUAUCCUUACUACUCCUGUCCAGCAACGAAGACCUGGAUUAUCUUUGCCGUGGACCGGUUCAGGCGUUCAAAGUUCUGUUGCACACCUCCGCCGAGUACCCGCAGGUAUCCCGAAAAUUUGUCCACGUCCCCAUGGAUCAGGAAGUGACCAUUGCCGUCAAACCUCAGAUGGUUACCACCACCGAAGGACUUCGUAGCUACACACCCGAACGUCGACAGUGUUUCUUCAACAACGAACGGUACCUGCAGUUCUUCAAAAUCUACACUCAGGAUAACUGCGAACUCGAAUGUCUAACGAAUUACACCUUGGCACGUUGUGGCUGCGUAAAGUUCUCUAUGAUGUACACCAACGGAACCGCAGUUUGCGAAACCAACCAGAUCAACUGCAUCCUGAAUGCGGAAAACGACCUUCUCGAGAUGGAUGUGCUUGGCCAUCAGGACCAACAGGCUAACUUCCGUGCCCAGUGCAAUUGCCUUCCGGCGUGCACUUCCAUUCAGUACGACGCGGAAAUUACGCAAACGGAUUUCGACUGGCUAAAGUGGACACAGGCCAUCAAGAUUCCACUGGAUAAUACGACGGGAUUGCACGUGGCACGGCUAGGAAUCUACUUCAAGGAGGCGCAAUUCAUGACAUCGAAGCGAAGUGAACUGUACGGAUUGACUGAUUUCCUGGCUAACUGCGGGGGCUUGCUCGGCCUCUGCAUGGGAGUGAGUCUGCUGAGUCUUGUAGAGUUGUGCUACUUUUGUACGGUGCGUCCUUUUUCGCUCUGGAGGAAGCAAAAGCGUGCGGAGGUGGAUGCGGGGAAUUUGAAGUAUGAUGAAGUGCCCGGAAUUACUUUGCUGUCAAUGGCGGUUAAGGGAGAUUGAGAGGAUCAAACGUUCUUGUGAUUUUUUUUUUAUCAGUCAACUGUUGUGAUUUUAAUUUUAUAUGUAAAAUAUUGUACUGAAUUUUAAGCGCUUUGCCAUUAUUCAUAAAUAACUCCAAGAUAAAUGUGUUUAAUCUAUAUAAAUAAAAAUGGAGUGGUGUUUGUAUGUCACGAAAUGACUUGAGAACGGGUCAACGGAUUGACGCAAGUCUUUCACUGUUACACU